GCCAGGCGGAGGUUGUGGAAGUGCGUCCCGAACGUUAGUGGAAGCUGGCCGACCGUGCCGAGGUUCGGCCUUUGGUUUCCAGUCCUUUCGGGGGGCCUUCCUGGAGUGGUCGGCUCGGGGUACGGACGCAAAAACCGUGGCUCAGAAUUAGCGCCUAGGUUCCCACCUGUCAUCCUCCUGGCCCAGGUCUGCACAAGGACACUCUGGAGACCCGUGACCUGUCUGCCCACUCUAGGCACGGGCCCCAUUCCAGCUCCUCCUGACUGGGGGACACCCGGAGACUCAAGACCUGACCUUGCCUCUCUAGGCAUGGUCUCCAUCUCUGCUCUUUCUGGCCUGGGUCUGCAUGGUCUCCACCCCGAAGACUGUCAGACUUGUUCUUGUCCAUUCGGACACUGUACCAUUCCCUUCCUGCUGGCUGAGAUCUGCAUGGUCCCUCACUCUUGAGAUCCCAGACUUGUUCUCUCCAGUAAGUAGGCAGCCAUGGAAGAUCUGGGGGAGAACACCACUGUCUUGUCCACCCUGAGGUCCUUAAACAACUUCAUUUCCCAGCGAGUGGAGGGAGAGUCUGGCUUGGAUAUGUCCACUUCUGCCUCAGGUUCUCUACAAAUGCAGUACCACCAGAGCAUACAGUUGGAGGAAAGAGCCGAGCAGAUCCGCUCUAAGUCCUACCUCAUCCAGGUGGAGCGGGAGAAGAUGCAGAUGGAGCUGAGUCACAAGCGGGCGCGUGUGGAGCUGGAGAAGGCAGCCAGCACCAGUGCCAGGAACUACGAGCGUGAGGUUGACCGUAAUCAGGAGCUCCUGGCGCGCCUCCGGCAGUAUCAGGACCGAGAGGCUGAAGCAGAGGAGAAGAUGAGGGAGCAGCUGGAGCGCCAUAGGGUGUGCAGACAGAACCUGGACUCUGCCAGCCAGCAGUUGCGGGAGCAGGAGAACAGCCUGGCCGUAGCCAGCGAGACGAUUGGCACCUUGAAGGGACAAGUCUCAGAGCUGCAGUGGAGCUUGAUGGACCAGGAGGUGCAAGUGAAGCGACUGGAGUCCGAGAAGCAGGAGCUCCAGGAGCAGCUGGACCUGCAGCACAGAAAAUGGCAGGAAGCAAAUCAGAAAAUUCAGGAACUCCAGGCCAGCCAGGAAGCCAAAGCAGAUCAGGAACAGAAGAUUAAGGACCUGGAGCAGAAACUGUGCCUGCAGGAGCAGGAUGCCGCCGUCGUGAGGAACAUGAAGUCUGAGCUGCUGCGGCUGCCCAGGGUGGAGCGGGAGCUGAAGCGGCUUCGGGAGGAGAAUGCACACCUGCGGGAGAUGAGAGAUACCAAUGGGCUGCUCAUGGAGGAGCUGGAAGGGCUGCAGCGACGGCUGGGCCGCCAGGAGAAGAUGCAGGAAGCUCUGGUCGGCCUGGAGCUGGAGAAGGAGGUGAGGGUCCUGAGGCUGCUGACAAAGCUGCAAAGCUGGGAGAUACUGGACCAGACCACAGGCUUGAACCUCAGGACCCCAGAAGACCUUUCCAAUUUCAUUGUUGAGUUGCAGCAGCGAGAACUGGCCCUGAAGGAGAAGAACAGUGCCAUCACCAUCAGACAGGAGGAUACACAACCGUGGAGACUUUUGAGAGGCUACCUGCCCUUUGGUCCACGCUAUCCUCAGUUUCUGAGUUGCAGCAGCCAAGGCCUGGGUUUAUGUCCUGCUGAUGCCUGGGGCCCCAGCUUUGGAGGCAGCUCCACUCAAGGGAUUACACACAGUGCCCGGGGGCUGGAGAAGGCCCAGCAGCAGCUACAGGAAGAGGUGCGACAGGUCAGUGGCCAGCUCCUGGAGGAGAGGAAGAAGCGCGAGAACCAUGAGGCACUGGCCCGGAGGCUGCAGAAGCGUGUCCUGCUGCUAACCAAGGAACGGGAUGGCAUGCGUGCCAUCCUAGGGUCCUACGACAGCGAGCUGACCCAGGCUGAAUACUCACCCCAGCUGACACGCCGCAUGCGGGAGGCCGAGGACAUGGUGCAGAAAAUGCAUGCCCACAGCUCAGAGAUGGAGGCUCAACUGUCACAGGCCAUGGAGGAGCUAGGAGGCCAGAAGCAGAGAGCCGACAUGCUGGAGAUGGAGCUGAAGAUGCUAAAGUCUCAGCCGAGCUCUGCCGAGCCAAGCUUCCCAUUCUGCAGAGAGGAGAUGGACACACUCAGGUCGAAGGUUGAAGAGCUGGAGGCAGAGCGGAGCCGCCUAGAGCAAGAAAAGAACGUGCUGGAGAUGCAGCUGGAGCGGCGCACACUGCAGGGUGACUAUGACCAGAGCAAAACCAAAGUGCUGCACAUGAGCCUCAACCCCACCAGCCUGGCCAAGCAGCGCCUACGUGAGGAGCGAGACCGACUGCAGGAGGAGUGUGAGCGGCUGCGGGGGCUCGUGCAUGCCCUGGAGAGAGGAGGCCCUGUGCCCGCUGACCUGGAGGCCACCACUGGCCUGGCCUCAUCCAAAGAGGUGGCAGAGCUGCGAAAGCAGGUGGAAAGUGCCGAGCUGAAGAACCAGCGGCUUAAGGAGGUGUUCCAGACCAAAAUCCAGGAGUUCCGCAAGGUCUGCUACACGCUGACAGGUUACCAGAUCGACAUCACCACCGAGAACCAGUACCGGCUGACCUCCCAGUAUGCCGAGCACAAGACCGACUGCCUCAUCUUCAAGGCCACAGGACCCUCGGGCUCCAAGAUGCAGCUGCUGGAGACCGAGUUCUCCCGCUCGGUGCCUGAGCUUAUCGAGCUCCACCUGCUUCGCCAGGACAGCAUCCCGGCCUUCCUCAGUGCGCUCACCCUGGAACUCUUCAGCCACCAGACUGCCGCCUAGCUGCCCACCGUAGUCACACACCCGAGUCCUCCAAGGGCCAGGCAGGCAGCAGUGCGGUGUGAUUGAGCACAGCCCGGUCCACUCAGGCCUCCUGCAGGUCUGUGCUCUCCUGUGCCCAGCCCUGCACCACACAAUCAUGGUUGUGGGCGGACAGCACCUGCCCCCCAGGGCCUCGCCCCUCAUCCUGCUCUGGAGUCAAUCUCCAGGCCACAGCACUGCUCACACACAGUCCCCCUGGGGGCCAGGGGGUUCCCACGUCUUCAUGAAAUAAAAUUUCUUCUCCAUUUA
This is a messenger RNA of Cavia porcellus (domestic guinea pig), 3099 nucleotides long. RefSeq names its product mitotic arrest deficient 1 like 1 (gene Mad1l1). Bases 484 to 2811 code for a protein of 775 amino acids. The record is from RefSeq and is a predicted model, not a curated record. Lineage: Eukaryota; Metazoa; Chordata; Mammalia; Rodentia; Caviidae. The transcript is spliced from 20 exons. Gene Ontology annotation, cellular component: kinetochore; nuclear envelope; mitotic spindle. Gene Ontology annotation, biological process: mitotic spindle assembly checkpoint signaling; attachment of mitotic spindle microtubules to kinetochore.